Penicillium diatomitis is the source of this 450-nucleotide messenger RNA. RefSeq lists its product as uncharacterized. The coding region runs from base 1 to 450 and encodes 149 amino acids. The record is from RefSeq and is a predicted model, not a curated record. The transcript is spliced from 3 exons. Lineage: Eukaryota; Fungi; Ascomycota; Eurotiomycetes; Eurotiales; Aspergillaceae.
AUGAUGCACCACAUGGUCACACGCCAUGGGUAUUGGCUCAAAAUUGGGAAUUUUGUCACCUGCGAAUCUGGCAUCUGCAUUCGCAGGCUCGUUGGAGCCCGUGCUCGUGAGGUCUCCGGGACGUCUGGAUUUGCCCACCCAGGCCGCAUCGAAGGUCAAGAAUCAACGCUCAAAGCCCCUGGCCUUUUUCUUGAGGGGGUGUUGCAGCUCGCAUCACUGUGGAUGGAAGAACUCGGCCUGUUGCGCGUGGCCGCUAUCGGGCGCCUGGACACUGAACGGAUAUGGCCGUGCGUACCUGAGCCCAGCCGCCACGACCGGGGGUCGACGAGCAAGGCCGCGUCAGAGCCCUCGGAAACGCGCGCAGAUGAUGAUGAUGAGGAGGAGGAGGAGGAGGAGGAGGAGAAGGAGGAACCGCAACAGCUUGGAUGGCGCAAUUGUCGGCGACCUUGA